Molecule: messenger RNA, 1749 nt
Organism: Mya arenaria
Lineage: Eukaryota; Metazoa; Mollusca; Bivalvia; Myida; Myidae
Product: zinc finger HIT domain-containing protein 3-like
Exons: 6
Coding region: 615-1100 (161 amino acids)
Biological process (GO): box C/D snoRNP assembly; snoRNA localization; maturation of LSU-rRNA from tricistronic rRNA transcript (SSU-rRNA, 5.8S rRNA, LSU-rRNA)
Cellular component (GO): nucleus; pre-snoRNP complex
Molecular function (GO): protein binding
Source: RefSeq, a predicted model, not a curated record
AAUGCACCUGCGCCCCAGGGACUCUUAAGUAAGGCCCAUUCCCGGCCAUUUUUGGCUCAAAGAUAAAACCACCGCAUUCACCAGGUACCGUGGGGCAAGCUGAAAGGUAAAAACAUGGCCAGUUUCCUUGGCUAUCCCUGGUAUAUCCCCGGACCUGGGGGGGCCGUAGUUACAACUGACUGGUGCAUUAGUUCAAGAAUUAUGUGCGUUUAGGAAACUUUUGUAACAUUUGGAUAUUCAUUUUGUUCCCUAAACGCCACAAGUCGACUGAUUCAUACCAAUGUAAAAUAUAUUCUUCAACUGUAACUCCACAAUACUUAAUACUUCACUGUUCAAUUAAAACACAAAAGUUACAAUUUAAUUAUUUUAGCCAAUACCUUUUACUUAUUACACUUUAGUGUUUUAUGAAACAAAAAUAAUUAGUUUUAUUCAGAUCGAGUUCUGUCAAUAAAGCAUCGCCAUUUUGAAACCAUCUAGCGGGUGCCUGUUAUCUUUCCGCUCAAUAUACUUAGCGCUGGGAUCUGUCAUUCUUGGCUGGGUAAACAACAAGUGGGUUAUGGACGCGUGGAGUCGACAAAUAAAAAAUCGUCAAAGACUCUGAAGCGGCUGUUUAUAUGGACUAUUCAAAAAUGGGGUCAAUCCUUAUUAUAAGAAAACACACAAUGAUCAAGAAGGCAACCUGUCAAGUGUGUAAUGAGGUGGAACAUAAGUACAGAUGUCCAAAGUGCAGAAUAGUGUAUUGCUCCUUGGAUUGCUACAGAACACAUAAAGAUUGUUGUAUCGAAAAGGAACCAGAAAAAGAAGUUGCCCAAGUACUUACCCAAGUAGAUGUCUCAGAAGUGCCAGACUAUCACCUCGGUGAGGAUGGUUCAGAAGACCGGGUUAGCCUCCAGCAACUACAGGCUUUAGAAGGAAGUGGAGAGUUACGUGUCCUGUUGGAAAACCCUCACCUCCGUCAGAUGAUGACCUCCCUUGUCCACUCCAAAGUUCCUGGUUCCCUGCUUGAGGCUGCCAUGCAGGAACCAAUCUUCACAGAAUUUGCUGAUACAUGUCUGUCUAUUGUUGAUGACAAGAAUAAAGUGAAAUUGGUAGAUGGUUAAAAUGGCUUUGUUUGUAUUGCUGAUGCCAAUAAUGGUUUGUUUUGUAUCGCUGAUUAUCCCAAUAUGGCUGACUGUGUAGCUGAAUUAAUAAUUGCUACAAAUCUUCCUUAAAAGAAACACUUGAGAUAAAAGCUCAAUUGCACUGCUAUUUAAUACACAAAUAUCAAAGUGUUUGGGGCCUAAUUCCACUGUAAUGUCACAGGCCUUUGUAUUAUAUGUUUCGCCUACCCACAAAGCAGUCCCAAGCUACGUCUUGGGAGUUUGGUAUAUUUAAAAAGCAUCACCUAUUCCUGCUAUUCUUUUCACUACCAAUCUGUUCAGUGACCUGUUUUCUUGGGCUAGUUUUAUUUUUUAGCACAUUGAGAGCAUAUUCCAAUAUAUUCAGGUUUUCUAAAGAAUGUUUCUUCCUCCAUUUUAAACAAAAUCACAAUAUGAAUGUGCUACGAUUAGCAAGCAUACCUUACUUUUUAUGUUGUGUAUAUUAUUGUCAAAUAGGAAAUGUGCAAAUUUUUCCAUUUACAUAUAGUCUGUUAUAACUGUUUGAGACUGUUCAUGUGCAUAUAAUUAUAUAUUUCAUGGUAUAUGUUUCAAGUGUAUAUAUAAUGUAUCUAUGUACAAAGAUGAACAUUCAAUAAACUAUAAAACUAUU